UGUAAUCCACUUCGAAGUGUUAAUUUUGUUCUGUAUUCAUAUAAAUUGUUUAAAAGUUUAAUUUUCAUACUGAAUACUAGAAAAAAUAAAUAAAACUCAUCAAUCACAUGUCUCCAGACGUUUAAUUAGUCAUAUAUUCAAACGUAUUCAAUUAUGUAUAAGAUUAAAAUUUGAUAUGCAACCCGAAAAAGUGUAGGAAAACAACACAUUCAACUCGUGAUUCAAAAGUAAUUCGUGUCUGCGCGUGGCUGUAAACGCUUGGCAUAACACAGUUUUAUUAAAAGUGUUUUUAUCAUAUUUUCAUACAUUAUAAAUCUGGAUUAAGUGAAAGAGUGUUACUCAAAUAAUCAGUGUUCCAGUUUAAUUUUUGCAACUUACGACAAUGCGAAGCCGAACGGAACUAGUCACAACUCAAUUGGAAGGCUCUGAAUUUGAGGAAGAGUCAGAUUUUGAAGACUCAGAAGAAGAUUGGAAACCAUCCAAAGACGAUCCGAAAGGAAAAUCAAAAGUAAGUCCCGGACGUAUAAAAAAAACUACAGCAUCCAGCAAAAACGGCACGAAGAAGCGUGGACGUAAACCAAUUAAAAAAUCAAAAAAGAAAACUAAUUCUGGCGAGGAAAACGAUACAGACGAUGAAAAUUUCACAAAGCAAAUGCCCACUCCAGCCAAAAAAGUAAAAAAAACGCCGAAGAAACCAGCCGACAAUGUGCUUCAGACUGAUCCAACAGCAUCAACCUCUGAAGUUAAAUUCGAACCAACUACAUCAUCCGAUAGUUCAUCUAAACCACAGCCGCUUCAACGCAAACUAGCGACGCCCUUGAAAAGCUUUCCGGAUAAAGGAGGAUUUUUAACCCUGUAUAUUUUCAAGGGGGAUAUGAAAGAUGGUAUUUAUAACAACCAUGAGUUGUGUUUGUGGCGGCGGGAUGGCUCGAGUUUAUUACAAAAAUUUUUGAGAGAUAAAUCGAUCGCAACUGGUACUCCACAGUACAAUUCAUCUAUGGUGUACUCAUGCUGGGAGGAUAAACGUGCCGAUGAAUACCUAGAAAUAAAGGUAAAAUGUCUUGAACAAGCUAAACAAGUUAGGGUAGAGUUGGUCGAUGCCGAGGAGUUAGAAGCGAAAUCAAGAUCAGAAUAUGACAACUACGUGGCGGUGUACGGAGUUCCACCAGUGCGAACGAAUUCUCAGAAGAGCGGUGACAACUCCAACAGGAUUGCUGAAGAUGAGGAUGAGGACGAGGAUGAUGAUGAAUACGAUGAACUAGAAGAUGGAGAAGGGGAGGAGGAGGAAGAAGAAGAAUAAAAUUUAUCUAAAUUCAGAAUGAAAUAUCGAUAAGAACUGUUUUAAUAACUGAAACCUGUUUGGCGUAGUAACUGUUUUGCAUGACAUAUUCAUCCUUUCAGUAGUCUUUAUUUUAAAAAAAUAAUGCGUUAGAUGAGUGCAUAAGUAUUCUAUAUAUUAUAAAGUAAAAUAAAUUACAGAAUGUGUCAGAUUUACUGUAUAAUACCAGUAAUUCUAAAAAAAUCUAUAAAAAUUAAUUCAACUAUUUACUGUACUCGAUAAAAA
Messenger RNA from Malaya genurostris, 1564 nucleotides. Its product is annotated as nucleolin-like. The record is from RefSeq and is a predicted model, not a curated record. The coding region runs from base 383 to 1300 and encodes 305 amino acids. The transcript is spliced from 5 exons. Lineage: Eukaryota; Metazoa; Arthropoda; Insecta; Diptera; Culicidae.